This is a messenger RNA of Petromyzon marinus (sea lamprey), 8559 nucleotides long. RefSeq lists its product as uncharacterized. NCBI's taxonomy places the organism in Eukaryota, Metazoa, Chordata, Hyperoartia, Petromyzontiformes, Petromyzontidae. Gene Ontology annotation, molecular function: RNA binding; acyltransferase activity, transferring groups other than amino-acyl groups. Gene Ontology annotation, biological process: RNA splicing. Gene Ontology annotation, cellular component: ASAP complex; precatalytic spliceosome. The record is from RefSeq and is a predicted model, not a curated record.
GAGGUCGGGGAGGGGAGGGAGGAGCCGGGCGCCCAUGGACAAGAUGGCGGAGCUGGAGGACGUGAGCCUGGACGGGCGGCCCCUGCACGCUCUGCGCGUCACAGACCUCAAGGCGGCCCUGGAGCAGCGCGGCCUCGCCAAGAGCGGCCCCAAGAACGCGCUCGUCAAGCGUCUCAAGGGGGCCCUCAUGCUGGAACAGCUGCAGAAGACGUCUGGUCAGCAGGCUGGCUUGCAGCCCAACUCUUCCAUCGGGGAGGAGAUGAGCUCCAACAGCUUCAUCAAGCAGUACCUGGAGAAGCAGCAGCAGCUCUUGCAGCAGAGGAUAGCGCGCGAUGCGCAGGCGGCCACCGAGUCAGAGGAGGUGUCUGCCGAAUCGGAGGAUGAGACUUCCUCGCACCAGGACUCGUUGGUCACCCAGCCUCCAGACCUGCAGUCCAUUCCCGAGAACCGGGAGCUCAACAGCUACACAGCGGCGGAACCCCCGGUUGCGGCGGUGGCUGAGGCAUCCGCGGGACAGGACAAGAACGAGCCCGUGGAGCCGGAAGAAGAGGAGGAGGAGGAGCGUGUCUGGCCCAAGCGAGUAGAGCGGAAGCGACGCAGCCGCAACUCGCUGCCUGCCGAGCCGGCGGAGGAAGCGCCGCCGGUCGUGAGGAGGACGCCCCGCAAGUGGAGCGGCGGGUACCGCGCGGACGACAAGGUGUUGGCGUCGCCUAGGGUCGAUGCGGCGGAGAAGCAGCAGGCGGAGGAGGACUCCGAGGAGCCUUCGCUCACGGACCGCCAGGAGAUGCGUGCGAGGAAGGCCGACAGGAAGAAGCGAAGCCCCUCACCCGGGGCGCCGGGCGACGGGGAGGAGGAGACGGAGUGUCGCGCACGGAACCUUGGCCAGGGAGUCGAACCCAGGGCGGGCAGGGGCGAGGAGGAGAAGCGUGUAGCCGUGCGGGAGGCUGAGGAAGCCGAGAGGGUGGCUCGCGAGCAGCAGCGGGAGCGGGAGGAGGCCGAGGCGCGCAAGCGUGAGGAAGCGGAGCGAGUACGCCAAGAGGAAGAGAGGGAGAAGAGGCGCAAGCAAGAGGAAGCGGAGAAGCGCAAGCAGGAAGAAGCAGAGAAGCGCAAGCAGGAAGAAGCAGAGAAGCGCAAGCAGGAAGAAGCAGAGAAGCGCAAGCAGGAAGAAGCAGAGAAGCGCAAGCAGAAGGAAGCAGAGGAGAAACGACGACAGGAAGAAGCAGAGGAGAAGCGUAAGCAAAAGGAAGCAGAGGAGAAGCGCAAGCAGGAAGAAGCAGAGAAGCGCAAGCAGAAGGAAGCAGAGGAGAAACGACGACAGGAAGAAGCAGAGGAGAAGCGUAAGCAAAAGGAAGCAGAGGAGAAGCGUAAGCAAAAGGAAGCAGAGGAGAAGCGCAAGCAGAAGGAAGCAGAGGAGAAGCGUAGACAGGAAGAAGCAGAGGAGAAGCGCAGACAGGAAGAAGCAGAGGAGAAGCGCAGACAGGAAGAAGCAGAGGAGAAGCGCAAGCAGAAGGAAGCAGAGAAGCGUAGACAGGAAGAGGCAGAGGAGAAGCGCAAGCAGAAGGAAGCAGAGGAGAAGCGUAGACAGGAAGAAGCAGAGGAGAAGCGCAAGCAGAAGGAAGCAGAGGAGAAGCGUAGACAGGAAGAAGCAGAGGAGCAGAAACAGAAAGAAGCAGAGGAGAAGCGAAGACAGAAGGAAGCAGAGGAGAAGCGUAGAAAGGAAGAAGCAGAGGAAAAGCGCAAACAGGAGGAAGCAGAGCUGAAGCGCAAGCAGAAGGAAGCAGAGGAGAAGCGUAGAAAGGAAGAAGCAGAUGAGAAGCGCAAACAGGAGGAAGCAGAGCUGAAGCGCAAGCAGGAAGAAGCUGAGGUGAAGCGUAGGCAGGAGGAGGAGUUAAAGCGCACACAGGAGGAAGCGGAGCUUAAGCGCAUACAGGAGGAACAGAAGCGCAAACAGGAAGAGGAAGCAGAGCUGAAGCUUAAGGAGGAGGAGGAGGAACGGAAACGCAAGCUUAAAGAAGCAGACGAGAAGCGCAGAAAGGAGGAAGCAGAGGAAAGGCACAAACAGGAGGAAGCAGAACGGAAGCGCAAGCAGGAGGAAGCAGAGCUAAAGCGUAAACAGGAAGAGGAAGCAGAAAAGAAGCGCAAGCAGGAAGAGGAGGAGCGUAAACAAAAGCAUAUGGAAGCAGAGGAGAAGCGCAAAGAGGAAGAACGGAAACGCAAACUGGAAGAGGAGCAGAAGCGGAAGCAGAAAGAAGAAGCAGAGAUGAAACAUAAGCAGGAGGAGGAACGGAAACAAAAGCUUAAGGAAGUAGAAGAGAAGCGCAGAAAGGAAGAAGCAGAGGAGAAGCGUAAGCAGGAGGAAGCAGAGCUGAAGCGUAAGCAGGAGGAAGCAGAGAAGAAGCGUAAGCAAGAGGAAGCAGAGCUGAAGCAUAAGCAGGAUGAAGCAGAGAAGAAGCGUAAGCAAGAGGAAGCAGAGCUGAAGCGUAAGCAGGAGGAAGCAGAGAAUAAGCGUAAGCAAGAGGAAGCAGAGCUGAAGCGUGAGCAGGAGGCAGAGCUGAAGCGUAAGCAAGAGGAAGUAGAGCUGAAGCGUAAGCAAGAGGAAGCAGAGCUGAAGCGUAAGCAGGAGGAAGCAGAGAAUAAGCGUAAGCAAGAGGAAACAGAGCUGAAGCGUGAGCAGGAGGCAGAGCUGAAGCGUAAGCAAGAGGAAGCAGAGCUGAAGCGUAAGCAAGAGGAAGCAGAGCUGAAGCGUAAGCAAGAGGAAGCAGAGCUGAAGCGUAAGCAGGAGGCAGAGCUGAAGCGUAAGCAAGAGGAAGCAGAGCUGAAGCGUAAGCAGGAGGCAGAGCUGAAGCGUAAGCAAGAGGAAGCAGAGCUGAAGCGUAAGCAGGAGGCAGAGCUGAAGCGUAAGCAAGAGGAAGCAGAGCUGAAGCGUAAGCAGGAAGCAGAGCUGAAGCAUAAGCAAGAGGAAGCAGAUAAGAAGCGUAAGCAAGAGGAAGCGGAUAAGAAGCAUAAGCAAGAGGAAGCAGAGCUGAAGCGUAAGCAAGAGGAAGCGGAUAAGAAGCAUAAGCAAGAGGAAGCGGAUAAGAAGCGUAAGCAAGAGGAAGCGGAUAAGAAGCAUAAGCAAGAGGAAGCGGAUAAGAAGCAUAAGCAAGAGGAAGCGGAUAAGAAACAUAAGCAAGAGGAAGCGGAUAAGAAGCAUAAGCAAGAGGAAGCGGAUAAGAAACAUAAGCAAGAGGAAGCGGAUAAGAAACAUAAGCAAGAGGAAGCGGAUAAGAAACAUAAGCAAGAGGAAGCGGAUAAGAAACAUAAGCAAGAGGAAGCGGAUAAGAAGCAUAAGCAUGAGGAAGCAGAUAAGAAGCAUAAGCAUGAGGAAGCGGAUAAGAAACAUAAGCAAGAGGAAGCAGAGCUGAAGGGUAAACAGCAGGAAGCAGACCCGAAGCGCAAGCAGGAUGAAGCAGAGCAGAAACACAAAUAUGAAGAAGCACGGAAGCAAAAGCAGGAGGAAGCAGAGCUGAAGCGCAUGGAGGAAGACGACAAGCGAAAGCGUGAAGAAGCGGCGAAGCUCGACCAAGAGGAGGAAGAGAAGCGUAAGCAGGAGGAAUUGGCGAAGUGCAAGCGGGGGCAGCCGCUGAAGGUCAAACAGCAAGAAGGAGCGGAGGGAGGAACCCAGGAGAAGACGCACAAAACGGCGGAGGAAGGCGGGGAGCGCCGGGACGACGAGCAGGGCGGCCGGGAGCAGAGGCCGCAGCAGAGGGAAGCGGAGAAGGAGCAACAGGGCCAUGAGCAGGAGCCGGCGCCGAAGCGGCAGCACGGUAAGGAUCGGGGCGGUGCUCGCGGCCGCGACGCCGAGGGCGGCGACCGCAAGCGCAGGCACUCGAGCAGCGAGGACGAGGGUUUGCCCAGACGAAAGGCGUGCAGGGGCUCCUCCUCCUCCACCUCCUCCUCGUCGUCGUCCUCUACUUCGUCGUCAUCUUCAUCGUCCUCUAACUCCUCGUCGUCUUCCUCGUCGGGGUCAUCGUCCCCCGACCGCGAGAAGAGGGACUUCCCCCCCGACACGCAGAAGCGGCAGCGGGGCCAGGCAGAGCCCAAUCGCUCGGCCCUCGUGCCAAAUGAUAAGCGUUCCGAGCCGGCGCGUGACGAAGGGGCAGGGAGAGUGGUGGAGGGCGCUCCUCCCGGCGAGCACACUGAGGCGAAGGUGAGCGUCCAGGCUGGCAUGGUGGUGCAGCAGCAGCAGCAGGGAGACAAGCAGCUGAAGCAAACGUCGCCACAGCCGCCGCAGCAAAUGAAGCAGCAGCAGCAGAAGAAAGAGGAGGAGGAGGAGGAAGAGGAGGGGGUUGGGCGUACCGAGUCGGAGCCCCCUGCCACCCCCCCCGUGGGGGGCGGCGUGGGAGGUGAGGACGAGCAGCAGCACCAGGGCACGGACGACGCCGCCGCUGCCACCGCCGGCGACAGCGCGGAUGCUGGCUCCGAGGCGAUGGAGGAGGAGGGGAAGAGAGAGAACGUCACAGUGCGAACAUUCAAACGAAAGAUGGCCAUCGUGUCGUCGGGGAAGGCGCCGGGCGGUAACGGCGAGGCGGAGGGCGUAGGGCCGGCGCGCAAGCGGCGCUGGGGCUCCAGCACGGCCACCACCCCCAAGAAGACGAGCAUCAGCAUCAGCACCGACUCGCUCAAGAGCCUCAUCCCCGAGAUGAAGGCGGCGGCCGCGGCGGCGCCGGAGCCCCCGGUUGUGGACCUGCACGCCGAGGACGUGGCGCUGUCGGGGGCCGAGGACGACGGCGAGGGAGGGGCCGCCGAGGGGCCACGCGCGCCCACGGCCCGGCCGGGGGGCCAGGACGACGACGACGCCCAGGGUGCGGGGGACAAGGACGUGAAGAUCAUGCGCACCGUCACGCAGGUGGUGUCGACGGAGAGCCAAGAGAACGGGGAGGAGCCCCGCGGCGAGGAGGACGAGGAUGACGAGGAGGACGAGGAGGACGAGAGGAAGGACGAGGACGACGACGGCUCCGUCUCCAUGGAUGCGGAGCCGGCGGCCGUGAAGGCGGCCGAGGAGGAUGCCAAGGCCAAAGUGCUGCCGAGCGAGAGUCUGGUGCGCCGCUCCAUCAGCCAGCAGAACUCUGGCGUCUCGGUUACGAUCGACGACCCCGUGCGCCUCGGCCAGAAGCUGUCGCCGCCGCGGCACAGAUCGACCUGCAUCCUGCACAUCUCCAACCUGGUGCGGCCGUUCACGCUCGUCCAGCUGAAGGAGCUGCUGAACCGCACCGGGACGAUCCGCGACGACGUCUUCUGGAUCGACAAGAUCAAGUCGCACUGCUACGCCACCUACUCGUCAGUGGAGGAGGCAGAGGCGACACGCGCGGUGCUCCACGGCGUGAAGUGGCCGACCUCCAACCCUAAGUUUCUCUCGGUCGACUUCGCUGACCAGGAUGAGCUGGACUUCCACCGGGGGCUGACGCCUCACAUGCCGGUAUCAGCCUCCACGGUCGACCAGAAGCCGGAGCCGGCGCCUGCUCGGCGCGAGCCGCGCGAAUCCCGCGAGCCUCGCGAGAGGAAAGGCGGCGAGCCCGAGCGCAUCGUCCAGGACCUGCGCGUGGACCGCGAGCGAGAGAUGGCGCGGCGCGAGCGGGCGCGCGCCGAGCGCGAGUGGGACCGCGGCAAGGUCCGCGAGUUCGCCGAGGAGGGCGCCAAGCCGCGGUCGCGCACGCCGUCACGGGAGCGCCGCCGCCGCGAGAGGGCACGCUCCAAGGAGGAGAAGAAGGCCGAGAAGAAAGAAAAGCCCCAGGAGGAGCCCCCUGCCAAGUUGCUGGAUGACCUCUUCAUGAAGACCAAGGCCACUCCCUGCAUCUACUGGCUGCCUCUGACUGAGGAGCAGAUAGCGCUGAAGGUGGCGGAGCGAGCGGAGCGGGCGAAGGAGCGCGAACGGCGGCGCAAGGAACAGGAGCAGAAGGACCAGCGCGUGGCAGAGGAGCGCGUCGCCGAGCGGGAGCGCCAGCGUCUCAAGGAGCGACAGGAGGAGCGGGAGCGCGAGACGCAGCGUCGGCGGGAGCGCGACCGUGACCGUAGCCGGGACAGGGAGCAACGCGGCGGUGGCGGCGGCGGCGGCGGCGGCGGCGGCAGCAGGGAGCGGAGUCGCGAACGGAAACGCAGCCAGGAGGAGCGCGGAAAGGCCCGCGAGCGCAGCAGCAGGGAGCGGAGCAAGGAUCGCGAGCCCAGCAAAGAGCACAGCAAGGGUCGCGAGCGCAGCAGGGAGAAUAGCAAGGGCCGUGAGCGCAGCAAAGAUCGCAGCAAAGAUCGCAGCAAAGAUCGCAGCAAAGAUCGCAGCAGGGAACGCAGCAAGGGCCGCAGCGGGGAGCGGGAGCAAAGCCAGGAGCGCAGCAACGCUCGCAGCCGAGAGGGGGAUGACAGGGAGCGGCGCAGGCCAUAGGGCCGGUACCCAUGGGGGCGGGUGGGCGGCAUAGAAGAGAUUUAUGCUAUUUUUCUCAUCUUAAUAGGGGGGGGGGGGUGUCAGGCGAUACUGUAAAACCACCAGCCGUCUGUCCGCCUGCUCUCUCUCUCGCUGACGUUCAGGCUGUUUUGGUGUGAGUGUGCGCAGAGCGGCGGGCAUGCCUCUCGUCGGCCCAUCUUCCGUGCGAGCGCGAGCGAAUCAUUUCUUCCAACUGUGAAAAGCGCUCGCGUCUGUGAUCCAUCAUCAUCGUCAUUAAUUUCUACGGAAACCUUCUACAAGCACGUACAACGCUGUGUUAUGCUUUGUGCGACAGUUCAUUGGUCUGAAUUUAGUAUGUUUUCCAAAAAUCUAUCAUUAAAUACUUAAAUUUGCAAUAACCUUUGUAGUGCCUGAACGUGUGGACGCAUUAGCAAGCCGCGGGCAUUGCUGAGAGAGUGGUUUUACAGUAUCCUCCGCUAUUGUUUGUAUGAAUUGUUCCUGUAAUGUAGCGCGCGACUGUACAGUCGGACCGACUCGGUUUCCCAUAGGCCAGAGUAUAACCAUAGCUUUUAAGCCGUGUUGACUGAUGCCUUGCCAAUGCUAUGUUCGUGUCCUGUUGACGAGGGUUUUUAUUUUUCAUGGACUUUUAAUUUCUGCUUGUACAGAUUGAUCUUUCUCAAGGGGGGUGGUGGGGCUGUUUGUGGGAGGCUUGGUCUCCAGUGAAUGGUAUUUCCUGUCGUGAGUCGCGAUUGCUGCGUUCUUAGGCCUCGGAAGAAGUCACGGUUGACCCAGCAGUAAGAGAUGCGACGCCCGUGCGUGAGCACAAACGGUAGCGCAGUUUGAAAUGUUUGUCUCCAGCAGCCGAGACGCCUCCAUGAAGGUUGGAUGCACGUGGAGAGCAACAGCAGCUUGUCUUGUCAGGUUUCACAUUGUAGAGGGGCGUUGUGAAGAGAGUUGGUCGUGUGCGCUGUGGGCAGAGGCGUCCUUGUUGACAGGACGCCAAGGCUGUCACCGUGUUCACCCUGAGCCCUGAUCUUCCCUGUUUGUUUGGGGAUAAGUGACAAGAGAGAAGGGACUCAAGCCCAGCAUGCCCGUAGCGGGGAGGCCGUUACUGGUGCAUUCCCUGCAGGGCACUUGUGCUGGUUUAAUCCACAGGCCUGUGCCGCAGGGAGACUGCUUGAGCCCCUUCGCCUCUCUCGUUACACAACGCAGAGCUUCAGGCCAAACGGCAGCCUUGAAGGGUCUCACUUAGCCCCCUUCCACGAACCCGACCCCAACCCUUGGGCGGGCAUAGCUUAGAGUCCGGCGCAGGGCCAUGAUCUUUCGUCCUGCGUUCGUGCUAUAGAAACGAGGCUUUUGAUAAUGUAUUGUUCUAUAAACUUUUGAACUAUAGCAGACACUGCGCUGAGCCGCGGCGGCUCUGGUUGCGUGCAACUCCCGUCAGCACGCGCGCCGCGGUGUUUGCGGCAAAGUGAUUCGAACAGCACGAGGCUUCGGUGAUCGGUGCGGUUUGCAGUGCUCGGUCGGGUCCCGUCGUACUCGGUGCUGGGCGUGAGGGCAAUCGGAGAGCCGCGUGGCAGCGGGGAGCGGGGGUGGGGGGCGAAGUGCCGUGCUAAAGAGGUGUGUGUUGUAAGUUCCAUUAUUUUAUAUAUUGUAGUUGAGUUUUCGCAAGCAGUGUUCAGUGCUGUCACUCCCGCCUGAAGUCAAGUUCCAGUCAUAGGCAACACUUUUUGAAACACGGUGUGGGGUGUUUUUUUUUUUGUACCGAUUAGGGCCAUUAAAGCCUUGUUGUUUUUUUUGUUUUGUUUCGUUGAAGCCCUUAGUUGUGCGCGUGGAUGUUUUGUAGGCGCGCACCCGGGCGCCAUGGCGAGCGACAUUGCCCCGCGGUCGCUGCGUCUUGGCGGUGCACACGUGGUCCGGGCUCGCGGCGAGCAGCGCCGCGGGACUCGCUGUGCAAGCGUGCGCGUGUCCUCCAUUCGCCUGGCGAAACCCCCGUUAACUGCCAGGCAUCUAGACCAGUGCUUACUGUUCUGCUUUGACUUAGUGUUUGCAUCAACUCCUUUGAUUUUGUGUAUUUGGUUUGUAUAGCGUUUUUGUCUUUUUCUUUAAAAAAAAUAAACCAAUCAAUUUGACACAGUAAACCA